GAUUUAUCGAUGGAAGUAGCAAUUUAUUAAUACAAUAACACAAUCGUGACUUCUGUUCCUUCCUACCUUUUCGAUCAAUCUCAGGUUUUAUUUCAUAUAUACAUACACAAAUCUUACUGAUACUUGCCACCCAGCCUAGUCUAAUCGAUACCGGCAACGCAGUUUUUGACGUCGCACGUCUAUCUGCUCCACGCUUACAUUAGCAUCUGAAACUUUGUAACUUGUUUGAAAAUCCCCGUUUGAGGAUCCAUCCAACAGCAUGACGACAGAAAACGAAAAGGACAUGGCCCAUCAUCCCACUUUCCGUGAGGAAGUGGACAUCGGUUUUGCGGGGGAAUCUGCCGAGUACGCCCAGGCGCCACGACUCACUCAGACCGCCAAUCUGAAGGACAUGAAUCCACUUGAUAUUACAGCCUCCACUGAAAAAGGUGAAGUGGAUGGCAGGCAGCAGCAGCAACCAGAGCAAGGGCAAUCAGGUGUUUUGACUGGCGCCAGACUCUACCUGGUUUUCGUUGCUUUGAUGCUCUGUGUUUUCAUGUUUGCGCUGGAUCAAUCCAUCGUAUCCACCGCUAUACCUGUUAUUGUGUCCGACUUUAACGCCUUCGACCAGGUGGCUUGGAUCAUUACUGGAUAUUUCUUGACCCAGUGUGGUCUUAUUCUUCUCGUCGGACAAGUGCUUACGAUCCUCAAGGCGAAAUGGAUGCUACUUGGUGCAAUUUUCUUCUUUGAACUCGGCAGUCUUAUUUGCGGUGUGGCCAAAGAUAUGGACACACUGAUAGGCGGGCGUGCUAUCCAAGGUAUCGGCGCUUCCGGAAUGUUUGUGUCUAUUCUUGCCGUCAUCGCCGUUGUCACUCGAGUCGAUCAACGAGCGGCCUUUAUGGCUUCUUUUGGUUUUGUCUUUGUCGUAUCGUCUGUAGUCGGUCCUUUGCUAGGAGGCGCAUUCACAGACCACGUCAGCUGGAGAUGGUGUUUCUACAUCAAUCUUCCCUUCGGGGGCUUCGCUGCUGCCGCUGUCGUAUUCCUUCUGCCUGCCCGAGAUCCAGAACAUGCCGACACUGCUCCUCCCGAUCGCACAGUCCUCGGCAAGCUCAGACGCUUGGACUGGAUCGGGACGGGUCUCAUCUUUUGUGCGAUCACAUGUCUUUUGCUUGCUCUUGCAUGGGGUGGAAACCAAUACGCGUGGAACAACUGGAGAAUUCCUUUCCUUUUCACUUUGGGUGGCUUGCUCGUUAUUGCAUUCGGCGUGUGGCAGUGGCGGUACGACAAGUAUGCGCUCAUUCCACUUUCUCUCCUCAAGAACCGAACCGUCCUCGCAUGCUCUGGCGCCAUAUUCUUCUUCAUGCUUGCAAUGUUGGGAGGCACCUACCAGCUUCCGUUGUUUUAUCAAGCUGGUCGAGGACACUCUCCCGAGAAGUCCGGCGUUGAUAUCAUCGCUUUCAUGCUUGCUACCUGCGUUGCUAUCUUGAUAUCCGGAGGACUGACUACCAAGUUCGGCCGCUAUUAUCCAUUCCUACUUAUUGGUCCGCCUUUUGCUGCCGUUGGAUUUGGGCUCCUGUACACUAUUGACGUCAACACCCCUAACGCGAAAAUCAUUGGCUACCAAAUCCUGGCCGGGUUUGGCAUUGGCUUGAGCUUCCAAAAUGUCUUAGUUGCUGUUCAAGCAGAAUAUCACGACCGUCCAUCCCUUCUCCCUCAAGCCACAGGUGUCGUGUCAUUCUUCCAACUGACAGGUGCCGCGCUGGGAGUUGGUAUUAUCAACACUGUACAAUCAGUUUACCUCAAUACUGAAAUCAAACGUCUGGCCCCUGAGGUUGACUUCAAUUUGGUCCGACAGUCGGUCUCCGCCAUUUAUACAUUACCCGCUGAUCAACAAUCCGCUGUGAUCGAGGCAUACGUUAUCAGCAUUACCAACUCGCUAAUCCCGAUCAUCGUCGCAGUAGGACUAGCGAUGGUCUUUGGCGCUUUCAUUCGAAACCACAACCUGCUCAAGAAAGGCGGCGCUGGGAGUGCGCAUAUGGCGUAAUUCAUUAUUGCCGUCCGAACAAGUAUGCGCUAUGCAUUGAGAGGUUAAUACAGUCUUAGACUGUAAUUUGGUACGAUCGGCAACAUAGCACUUUGGGGCUGAAGAGACUCCCAGAUUUCAGGAUGUAACUAGAUUGCUAGAUUCCCCACGUCCAUUUA
Molecule: messenger RNA, 2181 nt
Organism: Cryptococcus deneoformans JEC21
Lineage: Eukaryota; Fungi; Basidiomycota; Tremellomycetes; Tremellales; Cryptococcaceae
Product: transporter, putative
Exons: 11
Coding region: 260-2023 (587 amino acids)
Biological process (GO): transmembrane transport
Molecular function (GO): transmembrane transporter activity
Source: RefSeq, a predicted model, not a curated record